AUGCAUUUACCAUCGCACACGAUUAAUAUCGCCGUUCUCAUCUGCGAAAACCUCGUUGAUGACAUCUCAGAUAUCCGGGGCCCCUUUGACAAGAUCUUCCAAGAUUUUUUCGAGCGCGGGGCCCAAAGUAUCAGGCGUCAUCCAGAAUAUGCUGCUUCUCGGGGUAUUGUGAUUAGGACAACACCAUACGACUGUACGGUAGGCGAAUUUCCAGCGAGACUCGACGAGGUUGAUGCUCUUGUUGUCACGGGCUCGACAGCUGGGGCCUAUGAGGACAUACCGUGGGUAAAGAAGCUCAGCAAAAACUUGCAAGAUGCAUUCCAAAACCAUCCAUCCGUCAAGAUUUUCGGGACCUGCUUCGGCCAUCAGAUCAUUAACCAGUCGCUAUUCUUCACUCAUGGCAUACGGGUAGAAAAGAACCCGACGGGAUGGGAACUGGGGGUCCAGCAAAUUGAUAUAUCGCCCAAAUUUGCCGCCUGUUUUCCAAGACAGUUCACUUCCCCAACAAAUUCUCCGAAAAUGGAUCUGCAACUUUCGCAUCAAGAUCAUGUCGUCGUUGUGUCCAAAAGUGAAUUGCCUCGAGAAUGCGUCGAGGUGGGCACAAGUAUUCUCUGCAAGACACAGGGGAUGUAUUGGCCGGGCCGCGUUCUGACGUAUCAAGGGCACCCUGAGUUCGACCGUUUCAUCAAUGGCGCGUGUAUCAAAUGGAUCGGAGCAACUGAAUGGUCAAAGGAGGUGACUGAAGGAUACUUGAAGUUGGCAAAUAAGGAUGACGACUCAAAUCUGGCUGCCGAAAUCGUGAUCGAGUUCUUUCUCCAAAAUUCAAACUAUCAGACCAAAUAG
Rhinocladiella mackenziei CBS 650.93 is the source of this 843-nucleotide messenger RNA. RefSeq lists its product as uncharacterized. The transcript is spliced from 2 exons. The record is from RefSeq and is a predicted model, not a curated record. NCBI's taxonomy places the organism in Eukaryota, Fungi, Ascomycota, Eurotiomycetes, Chaetothyriales, Herpotrichiellaceae. Bases 1 to 843 code for a protein of 280 amino acids. Gene Ontology annotation, cellular component: cytosol; nucleus.